Messenger RNA from Adineta steineri, 1188 nucleotides. NCBI's taxonomy places the organism in Eukaryota, Metazoa, Rotifera, Eurotatoria, Adinetida, Adinetidae. The record is from the annotation of a GenBank genome assembly.
AUGGAUAAAAUCAAAGAUGCUGUUAAUAAUCUCAUCGGUCGAAAACCAUCUGGCCCAAAAAUUCGAUAUGCUGUUGUUGGAGCAGGAUCAAUUGCUCAAAGUGCUUUCAUGCCUGGUAUUUUAGAAACAUCGAAUUCAGUAAUGACUGUCCUAUGUAGUGAUGAUGCAGAAAAACGUGAUCAAUUGGCAAAACAAUAUAAUUUAAAAUCAUAUUCAUAUGAUCAAUUCGAUCAGAUGUUGGAUGCAAAUGAAUGUGAUGCUCUUUACAUUGCUACACCUAAUUUUCUUCAUGUUAAACAUGUUGUUCCAGCUCUUGAAAAAGGUUAUCAUGUAUUAUGUGAAAAAUUGAUGGGUUGUAGUGAAGAAGAAUGUGAAGCAAUGAUCGCUGCUCAAAAGAAAAGUGGAGCUAAAUUAAUGAUUGCUUAUCGUCUUCAUUGUGAUCCAGGAAAUUUAGAAGUACUCGAACGUGUACGAAAAGGAGAUUUUGGUGAAGCACGUGUUUUUACAUCGAUGCAUACACAAUAUCUUCGAGAAGACAAUCAUCGUGGUCUCAAUGGAUUUGAUUCUGGUCCAGUUCCAGAUAUGGGCCCAUAUCCAAUCAAUGGUUCACGUACUAUGUUUGGAAGUGAACCAAUUGAAGUUCAAGCUAUGGGAUUCAAACAUUCACAUCCUGAUUUAAAAAUGGAAUACGAUACAGUUUCUGUUCAUAUGAGAUUUCCUGAAGAACGAGUAGCAUCAUUUGUUGUAGGAUUUGCAACAGUAUUGACAACGUAUUAUCGUAUUGUUGGUACAAAAGGUGAAAUUAUUGUCGAUCCAUCAUACAAUUUUGAUAAAGCUGUUUCAUACACAACUCGAUUUGGUGAAGGAGGUGAAGAAGAAAAAACAAAGAAUUUUCCUAAAGUUGAUCAAUUUGGCGGUGAAACUGAAUACUUUUCUGAUUGUAUUCUUAAGAAUGUUGAACCAGAACCAAAUGGAGAAGAAGGAUUGAUGGAUGUCCGAGUAGUUUAUGCAAUUAAAAAAUCUCUUGAAACCGGCAAACCAGUAAAAUUGGAACCACGUAAUCGAAUAAGACAUGCUCAGAUGGAUCAACUUCGAUCUGUUUCAUUUGGUAAACCACCCAAACAAAAAGAUGUUAUUGGUCGUGAUUCGGAAAAGCCAGCUGUUGAUGCCACACCAGAUACUCGUUAG